GCGUGGGAGCGACAGAGAAGCCCGCACCUACCACGGGCCUUUUGAUUACCACUACUACAUAAUAGUACACUGCGGUGGCAUGAGGGUUUCGUCCUCUACCGCACCCGCUUGAAGCAUCGGAGGAACCAGACGCGCGCGGGUGCUGGACGGGAAAACCUUGCAGUGGGACAUUCUUGAUUAUCAUAAACAAUUUUCCCCGCCGUUCCAUUGUCACAGUCGGUCGAGCCCUGGAAUAUAUCCAUCUUUGUUCACGGUGACCGAGUUCCGCAGUUUGUAAAGAAACACCGCCCACGACCCGUUGUUGUGGGUGUUCGUGCCCAAGAGGAUACCGCACUGGCCUAGGGUCAAGAGCUACCUGGCAGCCCGAGUCGUCAGAUCGCAAUCACACUCCUGUCGCUUCCACGAGUCGUCCGUCCUGGCCGACACCCUUGGUGCAUUGUCCUCAAUGCCCCGAAUAUAAAGUAUGGUACAGCAGGUGUGUCUGCCCAAUGGGCAGAUCUACACCGUGACGCCGGUAUUUGGCGGCUUCACAUUCAAAUCGACGAAUCUCGACUUGCACCACUCGCCUAUGCCGCCGGGAUGGACCGUGAUCAUACAAACAGAGGACGAGGUGGAGGAUUUACCCGAAGCAAGGAAAAGCAAAGUGUCUGUGGCUGAAGGAUCAGAACAGCGUCCGAAACUGCAGCCGGUCCAGGAGGAAACGGACGGAAAACACAUCGUCGCACACCGGUUCACCAAACCAACGAUCCAGAGCGACUCGCUGUUCAUCUCGUCCAUAUCCAUGCCUGCCAGCUCGGAUUUCCGAAACACCGCCUCUCCCACCAGGCAUAUUGCAAUGAUGCUUUGGGCGACUCUCUGCUGGUACUUUCACAAGGAGCAGCCAGACCCUCACGCAUACACCGAAGCGUGUGCGCUGACGCCGGAAAGCGGCCGACCCAAACUGGAGUGGCGCGUCUGGAUCAAGCGAGAAGGUAUCUUCAAGGGCAAAAACACCAUUCAGAAGCUCGAGCGCAUGGGGCUUAUCGCCAGCGAGGAUUCAUCUGUGGGGACAGAUACAGAUGUCCGGUUGCCCACCGGCUGGAACGAAAUGUUUGUCAGCAAAAGGUCUUUCUGGCAGAUUGAUCCCCGUGUUUUCCUCUAUACCAUGGCACCUCAACAACACUCGCCCUUCCCGACCGGCGGCUCGCCACAUCAUUCACGUCCUGCCUCGCCCGAAAGGCCCUCAGAGCAGCGGAACUCUCCGCGUCCAACAGACUUUAUGGUGGCCGUAACAGGCAGUAUGGUCGAUGGCUUGUCAGCGGUAACUUCGUCCCCAGGAGGGCCUUUCCAAUCCGGGAGCCACUUGCCCACAUUCUACCCUCCUCCACCGACCCAGUACACCUUCACCAACCAUAUACGACAUCCGAUCCGGCCGAAACCCCCACGACAAGGUGAGACGUUCUACAGUCGCUACAUUCCCAGUCUUCAACAGUGGCUUUCGUUUCGAGUGCCUACGCUGUCGCCCAAACCGUGUCCACACCCGCAUUCUACGCCCUUGGGAGGUUCCAUGCCAGCCACGAUGCCGAGUCACGGAGGAGGGGUCUCAGUGGCGACCUUGCCCACGUUGGCAAACUUCGCAGAACGGCCGCCCGAUCUGGAUUUGCUGCAUAAGUGGAUGAACGACCCUCGGGUAAACCUUGCAUGGGGAGCGGCAGGACCAGCAUCCACUCAACGAAAGUUUCUUGAGGAUGGCCUGAAAAGCCGGCAUUCGUUUCCGGUCUAUGGCUGCUGGGACGGCAAACCUUUCGGCUACUUUGAGGUGUAUUGGGUCAAAGAAGAUAAACUGGGCCGUCUGCUGGGAGGGGAUGUCGGCAACUAUACCAGGGGCUUACACGUCUUGGUGGGCGAACCCGAGUUCCGUGGGCCUCACCGUGUCAAAGUUUGGCUGUCCGCCCUCGUCCACUACUGCUUCCUUGCCGACUAUCGCACAGAAACUGUGAUGUUGGAGCCGAGGGUGGAUAAUACUAAAUUUAUCAAGUAUCUACAGGAUUGCGGCUUUUACAAACAAGGUGAAGUCUCAUUUCCGCAUAAACAAUCUGCCAUCAUGAAGCUUGACCGAGAAUCUUGGGAAGGACCAGCCAUCUAGAGGAUGACAGCUUUCAACAGUGUUGGUGUCGAUGGUAUGACAAUUGUACAGUUUACGAUCGGAUACUGUGUGGAGCGAACUGCGCCGCCCUCUACAUACGAUUUAAACGACAUAUGUGAGAUGAUCUAUGCUCUGAAAUAUGACCAACAGAUGUUGAACAAUUGGAGACUUUUGCUUGUCGGAUCUCCGAAGAUGUUGCGAGCCCGAAUCGUCCGGUCCGGCUUUGGCUUGUAGUUCGUGAACGUUGAUAUUUGUCACCAUUAGCUAUCUGCUCUUGACGAUUUUUCUGGUUUGGCAGAACAUAAGGCCGGACGAGUCAGCGCCAUGUCCAAAUAAUACUAGAGUCGAGGAGACGUACAGGACAACGACGUAAAAUGGCAUUGAAAAGUCCCCUAGUUCCAAUCGAGCAGUGAUGCGGGGUCAUCGGACCGUCGUUCGGCGGGCAACAAUUGGCCAGCGAUGCAAGUGACUCAAAGUUUA
Molecule: messenger RNA, 2605 nt
Organism: Exophiala dermatitidis NIH/UT8656
Lineage: Eukaryota; Fungi; Ascomycota; Eurotiomycetes; Chaetothyriales; Herpotrichiellaceae
Product: acetyl CoA:N6-hydroxylysine acetyl transferase
Exons: 2
Coding region: 464-2125 (553 amino acids)
Biological process (GO): siderophore biosynthetic process
Source: RefSeq, a predicted model, not a curated record